Messenger RNA from Aspergillus japonicus CBS 114.51, 942 nucleotides. RefSeq lists its product as uncharacterized. The record is from RefSeq and is a predicted model, not a curated record. NCBI's taxonomy places the organism in Eukaryota, Fungi, Ascomycota, Eurotiomycetes, Eurotiales, Aspergillaceae. The coding region runs from base 218 to 694 and encodes 158 amino acids. The transcript has a single exon.
GGGGGGGGGGGGGGGGGGGGGGGGGGGGGGGGGGGAGUGAGAGGGGGGGAGGUUCGGUAUAUUAUAUUGUUAAGUUAACCGUUUUGUCUAAAGAGGCAGAGAAAGGAGUUCUAGCCAGAAGGGGGAGGGGGAGAGAGGGAAAAGAGAGGAUUAUUAUGGAGUAAAAUUAGAUCUCGAGUCAAGUCGGUCGGCGAUUCGCAAUGAUGCACGUCCCCCAAUGGAUCAUGACAUGGGGGGACGGAAGUGUGGAGGGGGCAAUGGUAAUCCUCAGCAUUAUAUCAUGGGUCAUCAACAUCAUCAUCGUCGUCGUCGUCGGUUGACUGCUCAGCUGUUCUGCAGCAGUACAUGGAUUGAUUUGCUUUUGACGUCAGGCCCGAAGCGCUGCGGUGGAGUUACGGCGUUUAAUUCCCUUCAGCAGGAGCAGCAGCAGCAGCAGCAGUCAUUAUGCCAACAGCCACACACCCACGAGGUACAUCUGGACAUCCGGCAUACGACGGAAGGUAAAGCAAUAAGAAGAAAAAAAAAUCAAAGACCAAAAAGAAAGCCCCAAAGAAGCCAAAAAGGUCAUGGUCAGGUCGCAUCAUCCGGGGGAAGAGUAUGUAAUCGACUCUUUUGGGAAGGGGGGAAAAGGGAAAACCAUUGGAACUCCUUUUUCUCUCCCUCGGGACAGUCCAGGUACAGUAAGUACACUUAACAGUAACCAAACUAUCAGGUCAAAAGUAGGCGACAAAAGCCGCAAAUGCCACCCCGAGUCUUGGCUCGGUGUCUGGACCGUCUGGAUCUUCGAUUCUUUCUAAUCGAUGGGGAGUGAAGAAAGACAAUCGGAUCAGGGGUAGCACAGUUAUGUACAGUACAAUGAAGUAUUAUUUCAAUAGAAAGAGCGCCCGCCGUUGUGAAGCGGAAGAAGUGCACAUCAACAUCAAUUAAAACCCCAUCAUGGAC